This is a messenger RNA of Drosophila ficusphila, 5722 nucleotides long. RefSeq lists its product as uncharacterized. Lineage: Eukaryota; Metazoa; Arthropoda; Insecta; Diptera; Drosophilidae. The record is from RefSeq and is a predicted model, not a curated record. Gene Ontology annotation, cellular component: plasma membrane. Gene Ontology annotation, molecular function: calcium channel regulator activity; GTPase activity; GTP binding.
AUGGGAAGCACAUUGGUUUCUUUGGUUGUUUUACAGCCCGACCGCUAUGUCCCCGGUUCCCCCAUCUUCCGCGACGCCAGCAGCCCAACGCCCCACGCCCCCCUCGCGGGGCCUAUAACAUCACCGCCCACCUCAGCCCCCGCCACCGACACCAACACCGCCACCGCCUCUGUCACGGGUUCGAGCCCCACCAACAUCACCUGCACCACCGCCACCACCGCACCAGGAUCUGGAUCUGGAUCGGGAUCGGAAACAGGAGCAGCAGGAUCAACAGCUUCCAGGAGCCGAGGAGUCAGAGCCAUGACGGCAUCCCUUGCCCAUGCCGCACAGGGAAACCACAACAACAAUAGCAACCGAACCAACUCCAACUCCAAUUCCGGAAAGGCCAAGCCACCGGCUGGUUAUAUGAGCACCCGAUCGGCGGCGAUGAUGGCCUUGGCUUUGGGUCAAUCUCCGGGCGGCAGAAACGACAAGUCUCCGUCCGCUCCUCGAGCCGCUUCUCCCGCCCGAAACCAGAAUCCAGCCAAGCCCCAAUCUCAAUCUCAGUCUCAGUCCCAAUCGCAGACGCAGUCACCGCAUCCUGCCGCCCGAAGGAUGUCGAAUGCCGCCUCUCUGCCCUCCAAUGUGUCCAGAUCGAAGCCCUCCACUCCAACGGCAACCAGAGCGGCGGCCCAGCUGAAUGGAUCUGGUGUCUUCUCUUGUGGAAGCAACUCCAGUGGCUCCGAUAACGAUGGGUUCAGCACCUCCGGAUCUUCCGCGGCCACUGCCCUCCGGCGGUUGUACUUCAAGAGCGGAAGGAGUAUCAAGAACAAGAUCAAUGCCUCGACCACUUCCUCAACUCCUCUGAACGGGCUUCCGCUGAAUCCCGUGUCCAGUGCUUAUCACAAUUCAGUCGGUGGACCCAUGCACAAUAUGACGACUGCCGGUGGAGUCCCAAAGCUGGUGGUCAUGGGAACCUCGUCGGCUUCCAUUCCGGACACCACCAUCAACACGUCGACGGACUCGGCCUGCACGCUCAUCACGAAUGUGACCCACACGGACACCUCGGAGACGUGCGACUCACUGGAUCUGGGUGACAACUCGUGUCCCAGUGAGCCGCUUUUCAGUUCGCUGGAGGAGCCGCUGCUCACCGCCGUCCACAUCGAUUCGGAGCACGAGGGAUUGGGCGGCUUUGGGGCACUUGGGGGAGGUGCCAAUGGACGCGGCGCCACUGAACUGGAACUAACGAGCUGCUCGAGGUAUCCGCCAAGGCCCGACAUGAAUCUCCAGGACAGCGUUGAGAGCCAGGAGUCCUGUUUGUCCAUCCUGACGGGCGAGCCGUCUUCCACGACGCCACUUCUCUCCUCGCAGCGGCGCCACCCGACGGGCGGUCACUCCCCAGGCAGCCAGCGGGAGAGGGAGCGGGAAAGGGAUAGGGAUAGGGAAAGGGAGAGGGAUAGGGAUCGGGAACGGGAGAGGAAGGAGCGGGAAAGGGAGCCCAGCACGGCGCCACCGCCAACUCGAAUAAGGGAGCACUUCACCUUCGAUCCCCCGCAGUCACCGAAAUCGGCGCGCAGCAGCGAAAAGUCAGCCAGUCACUUCUCCUUCAAGAACUAUGGUAAUGAGCAAGCUGGCAAGGAUGCGGGAGUGGGGGUGACAGCAUGUGGAGCGGGAGGAGGAGGACCUGGAACCGGGGGUGGGGGCAACGGGGGCGUGGCGGCCAGCGAGGGCGACGAGGAGGAUGACGAGCGGAGCGGCGAGAGCGUUGGCAAUCGCAGCAAGAAGCUGCGACCCCGCGAACGUGACCCCAAUCACAUCUCGCCCAGCGUGUCGCCGUCUCAUAGUCGCCGUGCGAGUCCCAAGCGGGAGAAGCGCCGGACCACGCCCAUCGCCUCGACGGGCGCCAUAGCCAAAGUGAGCUCCGCACCGCCCACGAUGAAGGAUGCGAACUUCUUUGGUAAUGCCACCAAGCAAAAGCAGCGACAAUCGCAGAAUGUUCCGCCGCACCAACUUUCUCCUUCCGCGCAGCAGCGGAAGUACUCCUCCAGUUCCUCCAGCGGAAGUAGUGAGAGAUGCCUAAGGGAGGCCACUGGACCAGGAACCAUGUUUCCCUUCGAUCGGGAAGCUCUGGACUACGAGCGAAUCCAAAGGGAAUGCUUUGCUCCCAGUUCCACAACGGCCAGUAAUAGCAGUGAUUCGGAGGCGGAGAACUGUUCGGUGUACGAGAGAAAAUCCGGAGCGGAUAUAUUCCAGCAGUACUCCCGGUUGAGCCACCAGGAGCAACUGCAGCAGCACUACCAAGAGCAGCGGGAUUGGGAGCGGGAUCGUCCGCCCUCGCGAAAGAAUUCCAAGCGCAUUCGACCGGAUUCGGUGAUCCAUACAACCAUUAGGGAGAAUCAGCAGUAUGUGCCGCAGUCGGAUGCCUUCUAUCCCCAGGCCAAGUCCUCCUCCUCGCCCAGCGAUCACUCAUACGCCGAGUUGAACAAGUUCGAGGACAUCGCCAGCAAGUUCGAGCAGAUCCCGCCCAAACAUGGUUCCGUAUCCGGUUCGGGAUCGGGUUCCCUGCUGAAUCUGCACCACAUGAUGCCCAGUCCGGGCAGCGAAUCCGCCGUCAGUCCAACGGACUCCGCCCGCCGGCGGUCCUUCAAGAGCAAGCAACGCCACCAGAAGGAGGAGCACUUCUACAUCCAGACGGAGGACCGCAGCGGAACGGGUGGUAACAGUGGGAGCGGUCCCAUCAACGUGACCGCCAAUCCUCUGGAGGCAGCCGCCGUCUGCAAACAGCCACGCGCCACCAUCGUCGUUCAGCAGCCCUCGUUAAGUCUGGACAAUACUGUGGAGACGCUGCUAAUCAAAAAUGAGGGGGACUUCAUAAGCGUGGAGCAGGGCAAAGAGUUGGUGGUCCGCAAGCGUAAUUCGCAGCAGUUGGCCCAUCCGCCGACGCACUUGCACCACCACGCCCACGGCCACGCCCACAAUCACCAUCAGCAGCAGCAGCAGCAGCAACAACAACAGCAGCAACAACACAAGCGGGAUGAGAAUAUGAGGCAGCUGCUGGAUGUGACCAACACGCUAACCAUUGAAGAGCUGCGCGACUUUGAAAUGCGAUAUGGCUCACCACAUCACAGCCGUUCGCAAUCGGUGAAGAUGCCGGGGAGCAGAGCCUCGGGAAGACCGAAUCAGUUGUGCCUGCCCCAGCAGAGAUCCAGAGUGGCUUCCAUGCCGAAUACCGGAGUGGAGGAGGAGUACUACAGGCUGCGGCACUUCUCGAUCACCGGAAAGGGAGUGGUGAACCGUGGCGAUUCCCUGAAGAGUCGCCGCAGUCGCUCCAACAACAGCGUGGCCAGUUCGAACUCCAGCACGGAGCACCUGACCGCCCAGCAGCAGCUUUCAGCCCCCGCGUCCGUCUCCGCCCGCACCUCGCUGGCCUCCAGCAGGGAGAGCAGCACCUCCAAUCCGGGAAAUGGUCCCUACAGGGUCCUGAUGCUGGGAGGUCCUGCGGUGGGCAAGAGUUCCCUGGUCUCGCAGUUCAUGACGUCGGAGUACCUGCACGCCUACGACACGAGCAUCGAUGACGAGUCCGGCGAGAAGGCCGUUUCAGUAUUACUCAGUGGCGAGGAGUCCGAGUUGAUAUUCAUCGACCAUGGAUACACCGAAAUGACGCCGGAUGAGUGCCUGACCAACUACGAUCCGCACGGAUACUGCGUCAUCUACUCGGCGGCGGACAGGAGCAGCUUCAGCGUGGCGGAGCAGGUCCUCCAAGUGCUCUGGACCAAUCAGAACAUCGCCCAGAAGGCCGUCAUCCUGGUCUCGAACAAGGCGGACUUGGCCAGGAGUCGACUGGUCACCUCCGAAGAGGGCAAGGCCAUGGCGACCGCCUAUGAUUGCAAAUUCAUCGAGACCUCGGUGGGCAUAAAUCACAACGUGGACGAGCUGCUGGUGGGCUUGCUGUCGCAGAUACGCCUCAAACUGGAGAAUCCCGAGAAGUCCAGGGAUCUCUUCCGGAAGCGUUCGAUUAGAAAGUCAAAGCGACGAGCCUGUUCGCCUCUCAAUGCAGGAUGUCUGAAUGCCAACACCCCGCUGGGUCCUUUGGGGGAGUCGGUGGCCACGCCUCCUGGCAGUGCCCAAAGCAGUCCACGGAAAUAUCGCGGCUCGAGAACUUCCACCAGCCUGAAAGUCAAGGGGCUCCUGGGUCGCGUUUGGACCCGGGACUCCAAGUCGAAGAGCUGCGAGAAUCUGCACGUACUCUAAGCCCACAAGUUACCCAAAGUGUAUCCCAAACAAGUUUCCUAUAGAGUACGCAAGAUCCUAGCCUAAGUUACAAAUCAGACUCGAUUUAACGGGGGUUCUAUUCCCAACUUGUACAUAUUGUGUAUAAUUUAGCCUUAAUUUACGCUAGUCAUUUCCCCCAUUAAUCAUUGUAUAUAGUUUGUCUAAAUAUAAAGCUAUUAUUUGUAAUUGAUUUAUUAUGCUUUUCGUUUUCCUUUCAACAUGAGUUGGGAUCAUUUUCAAUGCCUGGAAUGAACUAUUAGUUUUAGUUCUGAUUGAAAGAAUUUAAAAUACAAACACAAACCAAGUUAAAAAGCAAUAAUUUUUGGAAAAAAUACAACAUUAUACCCUUGUUCAUGGAGAAGGAGUUGAUGAUACCAAUUGUACUGAUUUUUGAAGGUCUGGCGAUUGUCCGCCAACUGAAACUUAUUGUUAAUUAUAUACGUGUAGUUAUACAUUUGUAAUGGCAUUGCAUUUUAAAAUUACAAGAAUAUUCACAUGAUUGUUACUAGAUGUUCAGAACUUGAUUGAUCAAAAGCGAACCGGAGGAUAUAUUAGCCAUUUUGUGCAAUUUUGCUUAAUUAGUCAUAGGAAUUUUGCCGUAAUUGUUAACCUUAACUAUUUUUUUGAUGGAGCCCAUCGUGCACCAAAAACCAGCACGCCCUAGGUUUCUCAUGUUAGUCGGGACCAUUUCAAAAUUAAUCAAAGAUAAGAGAGAUAUGAUGGAAACACUAGAUUUACGCAGGGCUACUAUUAGGCUCAUGGCAGCGUAGUUUUACAUUAAUUCAAUAUGUGAUUUUACACAAGGUCCACAAAAUCGAGAGCAAGAGCAAAAUUUAAAAACAAAAACAUUUUGUUAAUAUGUGUGUGCUGCGACCUGCUCUAUUAAAUAUUGAGGCCAGCGGUAGAAUUUUGAGAUUUUUAACUAUAAAUGUCAACACUAGUAGCUUAGGGCAAAACCACACACCCAUUCCCAUUCCAUUUGCCCGCGGGCAGUACUACUCUAGAUGUCCAAUAAAUGUAUUAUAGAUGUCCAUUAAGUAUUAUAAUCACCAACAAUUGCAGCACAAUGGAAUUUAACGGAGUGGUGUUCUGGCAAAUAUCAAGGUUUGGCUAAAGUCGGAACAUUGAAGGAAACCUUAAGAAAUACGUGCAUCCCUACAUAUGUGUAAUAUAACCAAUCUAACCAGAUAGUUAAAAUUUAUAUAGCUGUAAUCGCAUUUUUGUCCAGAACUCUGUGUAUUAUUCUCGCUCAACAUCAGUUAAUGAAUUCGAGCCGAAAACUAUGUAGGACAGUGAUAGACACACUCGAUUUGCACAGAUUGUACAACACUUUAUAUAGGGAGAAGCGAAAGUCAGCCAUAAAUGUAAGCGGUGACAGAGUGAAAAACGUAACCAAUUAAGAACAUGUUCGAUUUUCUCGCUCCGAUAUAUAUGUCUAAUGAGUGUAUAUUAAAUGUGAAAAGUUCAAUUU